GUGAUACCUUCUCCGAGAUGGAGGAAAGCGGGGAGAAAGAACAACUGUGGGGCACUCUACCCUUCUGAUUCCUUAUUUUUUCUUCUCUGUAACUCAGUGGGUCAUCAUGGGGACAGCCAAGAACAACCACACUGUACUGAAACUUCCCCUCCUUGACAAACCCAAGACACAGAAAAACUAUGCCCAACCUGAGGUUCUGUGUCACACCUUUGAGACCCUGUCUAACCUUCACAAACUGCUGCCAAAUCAUAUGAUGGAGACACUCUACUUCUACAAGAGGGAAGAGGACAAACAAAAUUGUCAGAAUUCUGAAUUCUCUGGCUUAGAAAGGAUCUUAGCAAGACAUCAGUUUCCAAAAGAGAUUAAUCUGACUCCCAAUCCAAGUAGCAUGCCCCUGUGGAGAAGAAAAUGCAUCAACAAUGCAAAUCGUGGGUGGAAGAAAUGUCAAUUGUGGAAUAAAAGCCUUGAGGAACCUCCAAUGUCAACCAUAGUUGUCAGAAAACAUAUUCAAGAAGAUAUACUGCAAAGUCACAGCCUAAGGAUUACAAGCAGGAAAUUGAAAGAAAAGGCUAAUCAUAGCUAAGGGGACACGAACAGGAAAGUUGCAGUGCUUUUUGGACAUGCAGAACCUACCCGAAGCCAACAAGUUCUAAAUAAUGAAUGCCCAACUUGGUUGUGUGAAGUAGCAGCCACCAUUACUCAUCUUACUACACCAAAUCAAACGAGAGAUCACAAAAAUAGGAAUGAUGCUGAAACACUAUAGCUUUUGAGUGAAAUAGGGGAAGAACAGAAAAGCAGAACAAACUCUCACGGCAGGUCGCGUUA
Messenger RNA from Herpailurus yagouaroundi (jaguarundi), 825 nucleotides. RefSeq lists its product as uncharacterized. The record is from RefSeq and is a predicted model, not a curated record. The transcript is spliced from 4 exons. The coding region runs from base 107 to 583 and encodes 158 amino acids. Lineage: Eukaryota; Metazoa; Chordata; Mammalia; Carnivora; Felidae.